Rhopalosiphum padi (bird cherry-oat aphid) is the source of this 513-nucleotide messenger RNA. RefSeq lists its product as uncharacterized. The record is from RefSeq and is a predicted model, not a curated record. The transcript has a single exon. The coding region runs from base 1 to 513 and encodes 170 amino acids. NCBI's taxonomy places the organism in Eukaryota, Metazoa, Arthropoda, Insecta, Hemiptera, Aphididae.
AUGGCAGCACCGGUCCCACGACCAAGAGCGUCAGUGCUACCGCCCGCGAAAAAAAAGGCGGAAACGGCAACAACAACACCGAAAACCGAAACGCCGAAAACCGCAACAAAAACAGCGACGAAAACAUCGCGGCAACGCCGGAGCACUGCACGAAGGCGGCAAUUCUGGGACACGAGGAAGACCACCGACCCCACCACCUCCCAGCAAUUCCGCCUGGAGAAACCGGCGCCCCCAACCUCACCACCGGCAACACAUCCACGGUCACUGGAGGCGCCCGACACACCUAUCCCCGAGGCCAAGGCACCGGAGGUAGAAAUACCUACCGGACAAGCCGAGGUCACGGAGCAGAGAGCCACCGACUCCCCAAAACCGGACGAUAUGGAAAUAUCGCCGGAUGAGGAGGCGGAGCUGCUGUGCGACAUGGAUGUCGGUCCACAAGACGACGUGGAUAUGGAAACCGUCUUCCAAAACGUUAACCCACCCCCACGACACCACCACAACAUGGCUAGAUAG